This is a messenger RNA of Rubroshorea leprosula, 453 nucleotides long. NCBI's taxonomy places the organism in Eukaryota, Viridiplantae, Streptophyta, Magnoliopsida, Malvales, Dipterocarpaceae. The record is from the annotation of a GenBank genome assembly.
UUCAGACAAUCAUAUUGAAGUCUGAAACUUCUCUUCUCGAAGCCAGAAGUCUAUACCAACAGAGGGAUGGAUUCAGUCCAACGUAGAAUUCUGGCAAUGAUGACGAAUGCACUGAUGCAUCUCGUCAAGGAGGUUUUUGGAGGCGAUGAAUUGGAGAAGUUCUUCAACAUUCUUUGCAAAAGAGAUGGCACUGCCUGGAGAACUUCACUGCUGAGGCUGGUGUUGAUUGAAUUGAUACCAAUUUUAGGUGGAAAUGUCCUGUUCUACUUGUACAAGAUGUUAAUUCCUCUAUCUUUUGAUUCACUUGUGGUCCGGCCUGUGGUCCGCUGGACUUUGGUGCAUGUAAUCAAGUACUGCGUUAAGUCUUGGGUUGAAGCCUAAAGGUGGAGAGGAUCAUAUAUUAUAGAGGCAAAACCUCUGAUAAAAUAGCUUUAAUAUAGAGCACUGAUUUUC